Gadus macrocephalus (Pacific cod) is the source of this 11218-nucleotide messenger RNA. RefSeq names its product MAX dimerization protein MGA a (gene mgaa). The coding region runs from base 1768 to 10182 and encodes 2804 amino acids. The transcript has 24 exons. Gene Ontology annotation, cellular component: nucleus. Gene Ontology annotation, biological process: positive regulation of DNA-templated transcription; regulation of transcription by RNA polymerase II; cell fate specification. NCBI's taxonomy places the organism in Eukaryota, Metazoa, Chordata, Actinopteri, Gadiformes, Gadidae. The record is from RefSeq and is a predicted model, not a curated record. Gene Ontology annotation, molecular function: DNA-binding transcription factor activity, RNA polymerase II-specific; RNA polymerase II cis-regulatory region sequence-specific DNA binding.
GACACAACUGGCCUUAUUCAGACACACAACUGGCCAUAUUCAGACACACAACUGACCACAUUCAGAGACACAACUGACCACAUUCAGAGACACAACUGACCACAUUCAGAGACACAACUGACCACAUUCAGAGACACAACUGACCACAUUCUGACACACAACUGACCACAUUCUGACACACAACUGACCACAUUCACACAACUGACCACAUUCAGACACACAAAACUGACCAUAUUCAUACACAAAUUACCACAUUCCGACACACAACCGACCACUUCAUAUAAAGGCUCGUUCCUCAGCACCACACCCACAUGAAGGACCAGAACACCGAGAUCAUUAGAUGGGUGCUCGAGCUCCACGUUUACUAUAGUCCCGUUAUACUAAGGGAAGCGCAAUAACGCUCCAUGGGUUUAAUUCGGCACUCGAUCUCCGGUGAGUUAUUGUCUUGUAGUUUGGCUCUUGGGCGGAUUUUGCGAUCUGUGACACGGCCAGGUGUCUCCGCCAUUUCCAGUGAAACCACAAGGCGUUUCCGAGUGAAGAACCCGUAGUCUCAAGAUGGAGUCCGCCUGACUCUGUGGGUACAAAGCUCCACUACGGCUCAACACCAACCUCUACUAUUACCCCGACCAUUACUAACGUUACUCGUGCCUCUACUACAACACUAUUACUAACAUUACAGAUGGCUCUAUUCCAACACUAUUACUAAGGUUACAGAUGGCUCUAUUCCAACACCAUUACUAACGUUACAUACACAUGGCUCUUUUCAAACACUAACCUCGACGAUAACAAACGUUAUACGUGGCUCUAUUCCUAAACUAAGACCUCGACUAUUACUAACGUUACACAUGGCUCUAUUCCCAUACUAAGUAACCUCCGUAUAAACCCUCAGCCGUCACUACACGCGGCUCUAUUCGAUUAACUACCUAUUGUUCACACGGCUAUAUUGUUCAUACAAACCUUUCUCAAACCAGUUCUCAUGGGCACUGCAUUCUUUCCUAAAAAUGGUUUCAUCUCCAUUCUGGACUCUGGAGAUGCUCUUUCCUAUCGCUCCACUUCAGACUUGUCCUCCUACAUUCAUCAGUAGUGAAGGACAUUGUUACUCCAGCUCAUAUGAACACUUCUAUGCAUAUCGCUCCAGCGAUGGACGGUGCUCCGGUCUGUGCACCAGGCCCCGCGGCGUGACCGGUGAAUCCGCGACGUCCUCGGUGGAUAGCAAUGGAAGGAGCCCCGGUCUGUCCACCGGGAUCCCCCGGCUUCUCAGCCGCGACACGCCCCGGGGCCUGGUCGAUAGACCGGGGCUCCGUCCAUCGCUGGCGAGGUCUGUCCAUCAGGAUCCUCCGGUUCCUCAGCCCCGACACACCGCGGCCCGGUGGACAGUUGUACCGUCGACCCAGACUGCCACCCCGCCCAACCGCGCCUCUCUUCGAUCAGAACAAUCGAUAUAACCAAUGAAACACGAGGAGUCGCCUGGAUUGUCGAGCGGCCUGUUUUGAACCGUGCGUCAAAAUGGCGAACGAACGGGCCUGCGCAGCGGGUACUGCGCAUCCCCGAUGGAGGGGAGUUUGGUGACGUAGGUUUGGAAACAAACACGUUCCUGCCGUUCUGCCCUCAGUAGAAGAUGUUGCUCCUUCCGACUGGAGACCAUUCGAAGACCACAGCGGAACGUAAACCGCCCCGUCGAAGCACUCGAUCUAUGCGACGAUGCAGAAGGCUGCAGGCUUUUUGUGAAUCAGAAUUCGCCAUUCUUUGAAUGUCUGCAUUUCAUUCAUGGCCACCAAGAAGAAGCGUAAGGAGAUGGUGUUUCAAAAGGAAUGUACUAAUGGCUAUAGAAAAGCCUCAAAGCCUCCUCUUCCUGCUCCGUCGUUGGUUCUCCUUAAACCUGAGAAGGCCGAAGAAGGAGAUGGAACUAUUGUCACGGACAAAGUGGAAGACUGCAUAAAGAUGCCCUCGACAGGCGAGUCCCCCCCCACUACAGCGGCCCUGGAGAAUCUGCCUGCCAUGAUCAGCUGCCACGGCGUGAGUGUCACCCUGGACAACAACGUCAUGUGGAACAAGUUCUUCAGGUGCCAGACGGAGAUGAUCCUCACUAAAGAUGGCAGCCGGAUGUUUCCCUACUGCCGCUUUCGCAUCUCAGGCCUGGAUGCGUCUCAGAAGUACUCUCUGUUGGUGGACAUCCAGCCCCUGGACAGCAGCCGGUACGAAUGGACUGGGCACCAAUGGCAGGUCGCUGGAAAGGCAUCACGCCAUUUGAAGAGUCAGGCAUUCUCUCACCCUGAUUCACCGUCCACAGGGCAGCACUGGAUGGAGCAGCCGGUGUCUUUUUAUAAACUCAAGCUCACUAACGUGAUCCCCGGCCAGGGAAACCUUGUCCUGCAUCCACAGCAUCGCUACAUACCUCGCUUACUUGUCGUCCCUUUUUCUGCGAACGGCAAGAAGGAUCUCAAGCUCAAUGGACCUCGGGUUGCUACUUUCACUUUUCCACAGACUGAGUUUUUUGCAGUCACUGCUUACCAGAACUCACGGUUUACACAAUUGAAGGUAAACUAUAACCCAUUUGCUAAAGGGCUUAAAGAUGAACGAUCAAGCUUCCUGGCCCUGAAGCCCAAAUCAGUUGCUAGCAAAGACUUGAACAAUGAGCCAGACCCGUCCAAUAAUCAAACUCCUCUUGUGAAGAAGAGUUUAAAGUAUUUGCUGGCAAACCAUAAGCCUAGAAGCUCCCCAGUAGCAGACCACCAGCAUUCAGAUACCUUGAUACCUGCAGCUACCAGCUCCACUGAAGAACUGUCUAGUCAGGCAAAGCCCUCUCGGAAGUUGUUUUCUGAACUGAUCCGAGAGGCCCACGUCUCCCUGCGAAGAUGCAAUUUGGACAAAAUGGUCACCAGUAUGCAAUCUACGUGCAAAGUAAAGGUGCCUGAGUUUGAGCGCCCGGUUCCGACAGUUUGCCCUGCAGUCGAUGAAAAGUCAACAACGGCUGCUUGUCCUGCCCCUGAAUCUCCAAUAAAGCCGGUCAUGUCUUCAUUGGACAGCAAGAGUGACUCUGAACCUCAACCAGAAGUAAAUGCGAGGCCACACAAGCGACCGGCGCUUGUUCCUCUUCCAGCUCUCGCCCGCUUCCUGUCAAAACAUCAGUCAAAACACAAGAAUGUGGGGACCAGACAAGAGUCCUUAAAUAAACCACCCCCUGAGGCAACACCUCCCUCUAAAACGGCCCCUUGUGACCGGUCCACUGUUGGUUCCCAACCUCGGUCAACCCUGCAUCACCCGGAACCAACACAAGAGGGUCAAGUAUUGGCUCCUCAAAUUGUGGUUCCUAAACCUAAGGUACCGGAUUGUACACUUGUGUUACCAAGCAUCGAUCUGUCAUUAUCUACUUCUGAGCAAAUAGAUUUCUCCACUUCUGCCCCUGAAGGGUUGCCAACAGCCAUUGACUCAAUCCUGGCUGACAUUACAGACUCCAGUACCAUAGCUCCAUGUGUGUCGACCAAUCGACCUGCCUCCCUCCUACCAGACUCUUCCCCCAUAGGUUUUGAAUCACUGUCUCCCGUCUCCUCAUCAGAACCGUUACCCCCCCUACAUGUGUCUCUCGGAUUAGAAACCUUAGCGUCUCCAUCAGCCGUCGACACUACCCUGAAAUGGCACUCGCUGUUUCCCCAGCCUGACCCAUUUUUGACCUCGUAUGCACACUUUUACCCCACAACCCAUUCUCCUACACUAUGCCCCCAGCAUCAGCCCAGCCAAGAAGCACCCUCUGUAACCCCUGACCCCUUGCUGCAUGAAGAUGAAUACCAGUCCUUACCAUUCCCGGGAGAGUUGUCUCCCCUUAAUCUCCAGCUCUCGAUGUCCCCGAGCUUCUCAUCGCUGGAUGGUGGCGCGUUGUCGCCUAGCCCUUCUCUCUCCGACCUCCUGUCCUUUAUCUCCAACGACCACAACAACCUUCUCUUGGAGGCCGAAGUCGUAAGGGCGGAGCCUGCUCUGGUUCCCUGCCCGCCGCCUCCCCUCGCCGUCCCAAUACCGAGGCCGGAUCCCUUCCCUCCAGUAGAACCAGAACCGGAACCAACCGCCAAGCCGAUGAAGGGUAGGAAGAAGGGUAGGAAGGAGCCGUCCGAAACGGCUCCCAGCGGCUCCGACCCCGGGUACACCAAGAUGCAGCCGAGCUUGGAGGAAGUGGAGGAGCAGCUCUUCGUCUCCUUUACCUCCAAGGAAGCACUGAAGCUCCACAUUCAGGAACCACAUGACGGCCCAGGGACCCAGCCUCUCGAGAGCUCCAGAGAAGAUCCUCAACCAAAUGCAUCCUCAUCAGAGGGAGAACCUCGUCCACAAAGCACACCUCCGCUAGACACGGGAGAGAUUGGGGCUACUGCAACUGGAGAACAUGCUUCUUCAGGUGAUGUGGUAAAGGAUUACAAGGAGAGCAUCGCCGCCUUUCAGAAGGUUCUCCUAUUGGAACUGAAGCUCAUGAAGAACAGACAGGUCAUCCACCCUGUGUUGCAAGAGGUCGGAUUGAAGAUGCAUUUACUGGAUUCUGCGCUCGCUAUAGACCUGCAGUACCUAGGGGUGCGUCUACCCAUCCCUCCUCAUCCUUUCUCCUUGGAAGCGCAGGCUCCAACAGCGCGGGCAGCAUCACCGCCAACAUCACCUCGUCUGAGUGUGUGCUUGGACUUUGUUUCUAGGACAGGUAAGACCUCAGACAUUACCCAAAUCAAGGGUUGGAGAGAGAAGUUCCCUCCUUCAGAGUCGUCUACAUCCUCUUCGUCCUCCAGGCCCGAAGCUGCUGUCUCGGCCGAGCAUCCCAGUAAGAACUUGUCAGCCUUCUGCAGCGACAUGCUGGAUGAGUACCUGGAGAAUGAGGGUAAGUUCCUCGACCAGCACGCCUCCAGCUUCUCCCAGGCCCCGCCCGAGCCCGUGGCCUACAAGCUCCCCGUCCAGAGCUCAAGCUACGUCCGGACCCUCGGCAGCGUCAUGAAGAAGCAGCCCCUCAGCGCGCCCACCUCCGCCCUCAUCUCCAGCUUCGUACCCCCCUCCAAGAGGCCCAGGCUGCCGCCCACCCCCACCAAGAGGCUCAGGCGAGACGGGAGGCAGAAGACCGCGGGGCUCAAACUGAAAGCGAAACCAGCUGCAGGCACUGGGGACUCGACGCCGACCAACAGCUCUGUAGUGUCCCUCGCCCAGCCCCCGGCCCCCGCCACGUCUCAAGCCUCGCUGGCCACGCCCCCAAAAGUCCCGUCCCUCACGUCCCAGACACUAGACAAACCCGAGGCACACCCAUCCCCAGCCAAGACCGCACCCUCUCCCGUCUCCACGCCGGCCAAUGCCCCCUCGAAGAAGACAAAGAAACUGAAGUCGUCGCCCUCCCCUCUCCCGACGCCAAAGACGCCCGUGUCGAAGGACCUCGCUUGGGGCGUUCAGAACCUGGCUCCGCUGGAGUCGGACUCUGAGCUCGGCCUGGCCGAGGACGAGUCCCCGGGCCGGCCGCCGCCGCCGCCGCCGCCGCCCCGAGCCCUGGUCUCCGUCACGCUGCUAAAGCAGAGGGACCUGGAGGAGGCAGCGGUGUGGGAGGGGCGGCCCCGGACCUGCGUCACCGAGGAGAGGGCCUCCGUUGCCCUCACGUCGCUCUUCACCUCGGCGGGCUUCGUACGUGAAGACCCUACUGCUCCGAUCCAGCUGGUGAAGCGACCUACCCCAGCCUGUCUCAAAGACUUCUGUCUGCUGGGCUGCGUCUGCUCCAGCCUGGCCCAAUCCCGGCUCAUCACCCACUGCGGCAAGAUGGAUUGCAUGCUGGGUUGCAGCUGUCUGAGGCAGAAGGUGGUCCUGCUGAAGAACCUGGACGGGUCAGACUCCGGCCCCUCGGAAAUUGACCCCUCCAGGAGAAAGAGGAAGAGGAGGAUGAAGAUGGCCUAUGUCCUGAAGGAGACGGAGAGCGUGGCCCAGCCAGCCCAGCCGGUGCGCACCUUGUGGAAGGGUGGAGAUGUGGACCCUGAACCCACGUUCACCCCAGAACACCUCAUACCCCCGAAGAAACAGGUGCGACGCGGGGCUGGGAAGAAGGGGAAGACCUGUGCCCGGGUCCGAGGUUACACAGGGAGGAAGACGCUCACCCACGCCCGGAAGUUGGAAGGUGUCCAGGAAGCGGAGGAAGAACACACGCAGGUCUUGAAGAAGACGACGGCCAAAAGGACAGAUCGGAGCAAGCACCUGGUGAUCGUGGCCGAGUGCCGAUGGCCCAGUACGGAAGUUCAGAACCAGGUUCUGAAGGCUGUUUGCCAGGCCAUGGCCCAGGAGAAACUCCACACGCCAUUCCGGAUCGGCAAAUACCAUGUCAAACUCCUGAGCUUCAACAUCAGAGAAGGCGUCGUCCACUACAAGGUCCACAUAUCCGAAGGCAACGCAGACCCCUCCAAAACCCCGCGGUCCACCACUAGACCCACGGGCCCAAGUAAGACGGGAGGCGAGGAGACGGAGGGAGGGGAAACGGUGCAGGACCAUCAGGAGGAGGUUCGGGGAGAGAGAGCUGUGGAGUACUGGCAGAAGGAGGUGGAGGGCGAGGAGGACGUGGAGUACUGGCAGAGGGAGGUGGAGGGAGAGGAGACGGAGGAGGACGCUCAGAAGGAGGUGGAGGAAGAGGAGGCUCUGGAGCCCUGGCAGAGGGAGGUGGAGGGAGAGGAGACGGAGGAGGACGCUCAGAAGGAGGUGGAGGAAGAGGAGGCUCUGGAGCCCUGGCAGAAGGAGGUGGAGGAAGAGGAAGCUGAGGAGGACCCUCAGAAGGAGGUGGAGGAAGAGGAAGCUGAGGAGGACCCUCAGAAGGAGGUGGAGGAAGAGGAAGCUGAGGAGGACCCUCAGAAGGAGGUGGAGGAAGAGGAAGCUGAGGAGGACCCUCAGAAGGAGGUGGAGGAAGAGGAAGCUGAGGAGGACCCUCAGAAGGAGGUGGAGGAAGAGGAAGCUGAGGAGGACCCUCAGAAGGAGGUGGAGGAAGAGGAGGCUCUGGAGCCCUGGCAGAAGGAGGUGGAGGAAGAGGAAGCUGAGGAGGACCCUCAGAAGGAGGUGGAGAUGGACAAAGACCUUAACCUGAAGGAGGUUAAAAAAAGGAUGAUGAAGAUGGCUCUGCCCUUCCUCUCUGGACUCUCCCACGCAGGCUUCCUCUCAGCCAACCUGAAGGCGGCGGGGGGAGGCAGCCUACUGGUGCAGGUCAACGGAAAGCCCUACCCCAACGCUAUGGUCCAGCUGGGGCGCAUGGGAGCCUUGCACCCGGCCAACCGGCUGGCAGCCUACCUCACCGGGCGGGUGGUACCCACCCAGCCCCCAGCCCCCCCCGCCUCCAGCACUGCUACGGUCUCCACGGCUACCAGCCCUCCAGCCUCCGACCUGCAGAGUCUGCGGGUCGGGACCACGGGACCGGGCCCCUCCUCUCAGAGGACAGGCGGGCGGAUGAUCCGGUUGGUUCCGCUGAGCCAGCUCAGGAAUCCGAAGGGCCGUGACGGGACUCCCGGGAACAACGAGGACCGCAAAAGCAUCUUCAUCACCGCGACCGGACCCAGGAAGGUGAUUCAGGUGCUCUCUGUGAAGCCCGCCCCGUCAGCGGGAACCUGCAGGUUUCGGCUCGUCUCAGCCGGCGACCGCAGCAACGCGUCGCUCAGUCUCCCCCUGCCCAAGCUUCCCCCGCUCACACCUGCUGGUUCCAGUGGAACCGACCAGAACGUCAGAGCUGCUGGUUCCAGUGGAACCGACCAGAACGUCAGAGCUGCUGGUUCCAGUGGAACCGACCAGAACGUCAGAGCUGCAGGUUCCAGUGGAACCGACCAGAACGUCAGAGCUGCUGGUUCCAGUGGAACCGACCAGAACGUCAGAGCUGCAGGUUCCAGUGGAACCGACCAGAACGUCAGAGCUGCUGGUUCCAGUGGAACCGACCAGAACGUCAGAGCUGCUGGUUCCGGUGGAACCGACCAGAACGGCGACAUUGGACAGAUCGCUAAUAGCGGAACUGACCUGAACAUCAUCUGUGUGGACAACGAGUCCGAUGUCCUGACGAAUGAAGGGCAUGUGGGCGUGGCUAGGAUAUCCUCCAGGGCCUCGUCGGCCGUUGUGCCGAGGGCAGAGCAUGACGUGGUGGUUUUGUCGUCCAGUGAUCUGAGCGAUUCGACCUCGGACAGCAAGCGGGAGGACGGGCCGGGCGACGGCGCGAGGCGAGACAGGCGUAACAGCCGUUUCAGGCUCCUGGAGACGGAAUGCAGAAAGGCCAUCGAUGUGGGGGUAGCCAGACUGCAGAAGGAGAUGGGGCUCGGAGAAAAGUCUCCCAAAGUCACAACCAUCAAGCAGGCCCGUGAGGAGUUGCUGGAGCUGAGGAGCUCGGAGGGCAAGCUGGCGCGACUCAACGUCGCGGCCUCACUGAGGAGGCAGCGAGGGGAACGCAUCAGGGCUCUGGCCCUCAGGACAGGGAGGUCCGAGGCGUCCGUCUCCAGAGAACUGCUGCUGCUGUCCAUUGGGAACGCGCAACCGGGACGGACAGGAAGUGACCCGCCGUUGGCUCCCGGGGUCGCGGCUCGGAUGGAAGAGACGGACUCCGAUGAGGAGAACCUUCCCUCAGACACGCACGACUACAUCGGCAGCAGCAUCCGUGGUGACGGCAAGGUCGACAUUGAGGCAUUGGCGGAUGACGUAUCAAAUACCGUGGAUGACAAGAAGUGUCUGGUCACGGCCUACAAGUCUCUACGCUCUGAACUCAACUGUAUGACCGCAACCAAAACGGAACUCCUGGCCUCGGCCUACAGCGUGAUCUGUGAUCUGAAGGACGAGGAGAAGCUCUGUGAGAAGGUUAUGGUGACCCUGAGACACCAGCGAGCCCGCCUCAUCAACACCAUCUCUGUUAGAUCUGGGAGGUCAACCAGGAAGAUCCUGGAGAAGCUUCAGAGCAUCACAGCCAAGCAGCGGCAGCUGGAGGUGAGGCGACCCAGACUCCGGCCAGCAGAGACCGACACGCCGCUGGACCUCUCGUCCACCACCAGACCACGGAGCCAGCUCCCAGCUCCACCCUGUACUGCACAGCUGGAUCCGCAGCCCCCCCCUCCUACAGCCAGGUCCCCCCACAGUGCGUCCAGGCUGAAGACCGUGCCCAACAUCCUGACCCGAAGGAAGCCGCCCUCUCCGCCUCUGUCCCCCUCGCCGUCCCCUCCCGUCGGGUGGAGCGAGAGUAGAGAAGCUCCGGCCUUCCACACCGCCAUGAUGCCAGCCGGCCUUGUUUCCUUCCUGUGUCCGUUACCAGGACAACAGGUCCUCACACUGAAGCACAUGGCGUAUGAACCGGGAGCCCCGCCUCCAAACCCAGGUGUGGCUUCAGUCAGCCUAGAUAUCGCUUACCCAGCCAAUGAAAACAUACCUCCCCCCUGCGUGUCCCGCCCCUCCAGCAGCAAUGGUCCUUUCACCACCCUCUUGUACCUGGUGCCCUCAACCACAGCCCUGCAACCCCUGCAACAACUGCAGGGACCAGCAGUCGACGAACCUGGGUCCCUACCCCAGCCCCAGACCCUCCAGGCUGGGUCUCAACCCCAGCCCCAGACCCUCCAGGCUGGGUCCCUACCCCACCAGACCCUCUUCUCUGCUGGGGCACCACCACCCCACCAGACCUUCCCUGCUGGAUCGAUACCCCACCCCCAGACACUCCCCUCUGGGGUGCCUGGGGCCAAACUUGAAGAGUGUGGGCCCAGGCCCCCGGGCCCCGUCCUGCCCGCGGAGACCCGGCCCGCACUGCUGACCCCGGACGGGGGUAAGGCCCUCUCCCCUUCCCCGAACCAGCUCUCCUUCCUCAAAGCGAACAUUGGCCCGCCGGCAGACCGGACCGCGCUCUCGUCCGUGCCCGGACACCCGUGCUCCUCCCUGGGCCGUGAGCCCCACAAAGACGGACCCCUCGGACCCUCCCUGUCCACUGAGGACCUGACGGAGGCCACGCAGGUCGACGAGCACCUGCAGAGUGCAGCUGGCCCGGAGCCCAACGGUUGCAACGCACUACACUACCCACAAUGCAGUUCAACGAGUGGUACGCUGACACUGCCCCCGCUGCUGCAGAUGAAUGUGGGCGGAGCCAAAGUGAGCGAGUCCACCAAUAAGAGAGCAGUGGGUGCGUGGAAGCCUAUGCCCCGCCUCGCUGCUAUGGGGGUGAAGGGGGGGACCCCCCAUCUGACCUCUGCCCCCUGAUCUUGUGUCCGAUCUUACCCCGGAGGACACAGAUGUCUGGUCUGUCCCCUGCCGUGGUACACUCCCUGCUAGGCUAGCGCUCCCUGCUAGGCUAACGCUCCCGGCUAGGCUAGCGCCCCCGGCUAGGCUAGCGCUCCCUGCUAGGCUAGCGCUCCCGGCUAGGCUAGCGCUCCCUGCUAGGCUAGCGCUCCCUGCCAGGCUAGCGCUCCCUGCUAGGCUAGCGCUCCCUGCUAGGCUAGCGCUCCCGGCUAGGCUAGCGCUCCCGGCUAGGCUAGCGCUCCCAGCUAGCACAAGUCGCUAGUGUUCUUAUCCAAGCCGACUGGACAGAAAAGCCGGUUUUCCUUAUUUAUCGCGAUGUGUCCCACAUUUGAGGGGAGAUAAACGUUGCUAUGACGACAGGGUACCGACGGCUGAGUGAGUUUAGGAGGGAUGUCUGAGGUUUCCAGGGGCAACGGAGACCGAGUGCCUUCUUACAAGCCAAAGUGUGUGUGUGUGAGAGACACUAAGCUGUAGAACUUGGUUUCUUCACGUUGAUCCGCUACACUGGCGCGUUCCGACAGCGGUUCCACCUAACGGAACGGUUCUGCGGUGGAGAACUCUGGUUCUACGGCCGCUUCAGACUCACUGACGGAUCACUCCUCAAAGGAGGCCUUCUGGAACACGAAGCCCUCUGUCCUCAAGUCCUCCGGUCAACCUUCUGACCUCUGGCCGAGCGAUGUGGCAACACCUCGCUAGCCCCUACACACAUGCCACGCCCCUUUACACAGACCCCGCCCCCAGGGAGGGUCAACCAGGAAGUGAGGAACCAUGAGUAAGAGUGGAGUCCUUUAGCCUGUGAACCUUUACCAUAUAUAUAUUUAUGUAUAUGUUUACUUUGUAUAUUCUGUACAGUUGUCCCACGUUUUGGGAUUUCCUUUGUUGUGCAUUUGAGGAACAUCUUGUAUUUUUGUACCGAUGUUGAUGUUAAUAUGUAAGUAUGUUUGUGGUAAACUAAACCUUGCACUAAUAUUACUCCAAUAAACAACGUUUAUAAAUA